UCCGGAAACAUUCACUAUAUAAACCAUGCAUUUGUGCUACUUCAACACUCAUCUUUCUCAUUUUUUCAUAAUACUCAUCCGUAAACUCUUUAUUCAUUAAUUUCUUUUUAUUUUUCUCCUUUGAGGAAAUUUAAAUUCACCCAUUAUUACCCGAAAUGGAAAACAGAAACGGAAAUGCGGGAAAGCCGGGGAAUGGGCUAACGAAAAUACAAACAAAUGGGAAUGAGAUAUGUCAUGAUGAUAGUUCGGGGUCGGUGAAGGCGCAAACAAUCGACGAACUUCAUUCCCUACAGAAGAAGAAAUCAGCGCCUACAACUCCUAGUACAGGUUAUCAAUUCGGUGCAUCUUUUGCUAAUUUGUCCGAAGAGGAUCGCCAACGACAACAACUCCAAUCCAUUAGUGCGUCAUUGGCGUCUUCAGCAAGAGAGACAGGGCCGAAGGUGGUGAAAGGAGACCCAGGAAAAGCUCACAAGCACGUGCAUCAUCACCCAGUUGUUCCAACGAUUAGCGUUAGUGACAGCGCUCUCAAAUUUACUCAUGUAUUCUACAAUCUCUCCCCUGCUGAAUUGUACGAGCAAGCAAUCAAACAUGAAAAAGGGUCGUUUAUUACAUCAACUGGUGCAAUGGCAACAUUGUCAGGAGCAAAGACAGGGAGAGCUCCAAGGGAUAAGCGUGUUGUAAGGGAUGAAACUACUGAGGAUGACCUUUGGUGGGGCAAAGGUUCGCCCAACAUUGAGAUGGAUGAACAUACCUUUAUGGUUAACAGAGAAAGGGCUGUUGAUUAUUUGAAUUCUCUGGACAAGGUAUUUGUGAACGAUCAGUUCCUCAACUGGGAUCCACAGAACAAAAUUAAAGUCAGGAUUGUAUCUGCUAGAGCUUACCAUUCUUUAUUCAUGCACAACAUGUGCAUCCGACCUACACCCGAAGAGCUGGAGGAUUUUGGUAGUCCAGACUUCACUAUAUACAAUGCUGGACAGUUCCCGUGUAAUCGUUACACCCAUUACAUGACAUCCUCAACUAGCAUAGACCUUAAUCUUGCUAGAAGAGAGAUGGUCAUCCUUGGCACUCAGUAUGCCGGGGAGAUGAAGAAAGGCCUUUUCAGUGUAAUGCAUUACCUCAUGCCUAAGCGUCAAAUUCUAUCCCUCCAUUCUGGCUGCAAUAUGGGCAAAGAUGGUGAUGUGGCCCUCUUCUUUGGUUUGUCAGGUACUGGGAAAACUACUCUGUCAACAGAUCAUAACCGAUACUUGAUUGGUGAUGACGAGCAUUGCUGGAGUGAUAAUGGUGUGUCAAAUAUCGAAGGUGGUUGUUAUGCUAAGUGUAUUGAUCUCUCAAGGGAAAAAGAGCCUGAUAUUUGGAAUGCCAUCAAAUUUGGAACUGUGCUUGAGAACGUGGUGUUCGAUGAGCACACUCGUGAAGUGGAUUACACUGACAAAUCCGUUACAGAGAAUACUAGAGCAGCUUAUCCUAUAGAGUACAUUCCAAACGCAAGGAUACCAUGUGUUGGACCACACCCGAAGAAUGUCAUACUUUUAGCUUGUGAUGCUUUCGGUGUGCUCCCACCUGUGAGCAAGCUGAAUCUUCCUCAAACCAUGUACCAUUUCAUCAGUGGCUAUACCGCUCUGGUGGCUGGUACAGUAGAUGGCAUAAAGGAGCCAACAGCGACAUUCUCAGCCUGCUUUGGUGCAGCUUUCAUAAUGAUGCAUCCAACAAAGUAUGCAGCUAUGCUUGCUGAUAAGAUGCAGAAGUAUGGUGCCACUGGGUGGCUCGUCAACACGGGUUGGUCUGGUGGAAGAUAUGGUGUGGGAAGUCGUAUUAAGCUGCAAUACACACGUAAGAUUAUCGAUGCCAUACACUCAGGCACCCUUCUGAAUGCAAACUACAAGAAGACAGAAGUCUUUGGACUCGAGAUCCCAACUGAAAUCGAGGGAGUACCUUCGGAAAUCCUUGAUCCUGUUAACGCUUGGCCGGAUAAGGAUGCGCACAAGGAGACACUGUUAAAAUUGGCUGGGCUAUUCAGGGACAACUUUGACGUGUUCACCAACUACCAGAUAGGCAAGGAUAACAAGCUCACACAGGAGAUAGUUUCAGCUGGUCCAAUCUUCUAAUUUGGUACAAUUACUAAGAGAAAAUCCGUUGAGGGAUUGAGGUUUAUGUAUUGGGAUAAGAUUUUAUGCUUUAGACCAUUGAUGCAUAUCAUCAUGUUGUGUCUGCUAUAGAGUUGUUUGUCAUUGUAUGUAACAUUGAAAUGUAUUUUCCAAUUAACACGGAGUAGUAACUUUAGUAGUUCAUCAGUUGAUCAUAUUCAUUUAUUCAUCAAUAUUUAUUGA
This is a messenger RNA of Spinacia oleracea (spinach), 2327 nucleotides long. Its product is annotated as phosphoenolpyruvate carboxykinase (ATP) 1. Gene Ontology annotation, cellular component: cytosol. Gene Ontology annotation, molecular function: phosphoenolpyruvate carboxykinase (ATP) activity; ATP binding. NCBI's taxonomy places the organism in Eukaryota, Viridiplantae, Streptophyta, Magnoliopsida, Caryophyllales, Amaranthaceae. Gene Ontology annotation, biological process: gluconeogenesis. The coding region runs from base 156 to 2105 and encodes 649 amino acids. The transcript is spliced from 13 exons. The record is from RefSeq and is a predicted model, not a curated record.